Molecule: messenger RNA, 1499 nt
Organism: Pipistrellus kuhlii (Kuhl's pipistrelle)
Lineage: Eukaryota; Metazoa; Chordata; Mammalia; Chiroptera; Vespertilionidae
Product: neurofilament light polypeptide-like
Biological process (GO): neurofilament bundle assembly
Cellular component (GO): intermediate filament; axon; cytoplasm
Molecular function (GO): structural constituent of postsynaptic intermediate filament cytoskeleton
Source: RefSeq, a predicted model, not a curated record
AUGGUGCCAACACCAGCUUGGGGAGGUGGUGUGUACGUGCAGAAUUUAAGGCUACUGGCAGGAGGGAAAGUUGAAGCAUGCCUAAGGAUUUUUUUGUACAUGUCCAACAGUCGAGAAGCAGAGUCGGAAUCAAGAAGCAAAGUCUUACCUCAGCACGGGGGACAGCCUCAGUACCAGUGCAGAAGAAGCUUUGGAGAGGGUGGUGGUGAGGAGAAUGCUUCUGAAUCUGGAUACCCAGUGAAACCACUGUCAAGAGCCUUUCUAGGUCUGGCAAGAAAAUACAGCAAUGAAGGAAGAAUAAUGUCUCAAAAUGAAGAGUGGGCCUUGGAAGGGACUGGGAGAAACCUCCAGGUGAGCUACCAGGAAGAGGUGCUGAACCAUGAUGACACAAAGGGCUUGCUGAUGGAGGUUCGCAAUGAUACAGAAAAAGUGGCUCUCGCAGGUACUGAGCUCAAAAAGUGCAUUGACAGUCUGAUGGAUGAAAUCGCCUUUCUGAAGGUGUAUAAAGAGGAGAUUGCCGAGCUGCAGGCACAGACCCAGUACGCUCAGAUCUUCAUGAAGAUGGACAUGUUCUCCAAGUCUGACCUCUCUGUCAUGCUCAAGGACAUUCACACCCACCAUGAGAAGCUGGCUGCCAAGAACAUGCAGAAUGCUGAAGAAUGGUUUAAGAGCCACUUCCCCAUGCUGACUGAGAGUGCUGCAAAGAACACCUAUGCUGCCAAGGACGAGGUGUCCAAGAGCCACUGCCUGCUCAAGGCCAAUACCCUGAAGACUGAAGAAAGCUGGGGCAUAAACAAAGUGCUCGGAAAGCAGCUGCAAGAUCUGGAGGAUAACCAGAAUGCCUACGUUAGUGCUAUGCAGGACACAAUCAACAAAUUAGAAAAUGAGUUGAGAACUACAAAGAAUGAAAUGGCUCAAUAUUUAAAAGAAUACCAAGACCUUCUAAAUGUGAAGAUGGCUUUGGACAUUGGCAUUGCAACUUACAGGAAACUCUUGGAAGGUCAGGAGACCCAGGUCAGUUUCACCAGCGUGGGAAGCAGAGCCAGCUGCUACUCCCAGAGUUCCCAGGUCUUUGGUCCAUCCGCCUACGGUGGUUUACAGACUAGCUCCUACUUGAUGUCUGCUCGCUCCUUCCCUUCUAAAUACACCAUCCCCGUCCAGUAGGAGCAGCUCAAGAUAGAGGAGACCAUUGAGGCUGCAAAAGCCGAAGAAGCUAGGGAAGAACCCCCUGAAAGAGAAGCUUAAGAGGAGGAGAAGGAUAAAGAAGUGACUGAGGAAGAGGAAGAAGAGGAAGAGGAAGAAGGUUCCAAGGAAGAAUUUGAGGAUGCAAAGGAGGAAGAAGGAGGUGAAGCUGAAGGAGAAAUGCCCAAGAAGCUGAGGACAAGAAUAAAGAUGAAGGUGCUGGGGAGAAGCAAUCAACCAAGAAGAAAGAUUGAGCCCCCCUUUCCUUAAUUAUUUCAGGAAUAAUCCACCUGAAACCAGGUCAACCCUGUCACCAA